AAUUCAGCUUCGUGAGAUCCACCAUGAUCAUCUAAGAAAAGACUUUGCCUCGUGCCCUCAGCCUCGGUGUGGAGAACGUAGCGCACAGUGGAUGAAUCGGUACCAAGCCUCGAGCGCACGGCGGCAUUUGAACAACCCGCAGCGCAGCAAAGGUGGCCUUUUUAAAAGACCUGGCCCUAAGACCAAGCUCCCUCAACCGCAACGUCGACCUCAGCUUAUUUUCUUCUGCCAACUCCCUCCUCCUACAACCAUCCAUUCUCUCUGUCUGCUGGCAAUUCAGUCUCACUUUAAAUCUAAUACGAUAGAGUGAUUUGGUGCACUUCCAGCAGGACUGCGACAAUGGCACAAAUCCGCGGAACGGCUGGGUACAAUCUGGGCGGACAGACCUCCUUUGGACAACCAAGCAGAGGAGACACGAUGAACGAUCCUAGUCCUCUCGAUGCUAUUCGGGAGCAAACGGGCAAGAUUGAGGAUUUCUUGGACACUCUGAGUGAUCCAGUCAAACCGUAUCUGCCAGCUAUCGGACGAUUUUUAAUCGUCGUCACUUUCUUGGAGGAUGCGCUCCGUAUAAUUACACAGUGGAGCGAUCAGCUCUUAUAUCUCCACGACUAUAGGCACAUUCCCUAUGGUCUCACACACAUCUUCUUGAUCGUCAAUGUACUUGCAAUGGUCUCAUGCUCAAGCUUGGUGAUUGCAAGAAAAUACUCGGAUUACGCAGUGGCAGGAUUGAUCGGUGUUGUGGUCACCCAAGCUCUCGGAUACGGUCUCAUUUUCGACUUGAACUUCUUCCUCCGAAAUCUGUCGGUCAUGGGUGGUCUCUUGAUGGUUCUGUCCGAUUCAUGGGUUCGCAAGUCCAAGGCGUUUGCUGGUCUUCCAGAGCUUGAUGAGAAGGACCGCAAGAUGUACUUCCAGCUUGCUGGCCGAGUCCUGUUGAUCUUCCUCUUUAUUGGCUUUGUCUUCAGUGGCAAGUGGAGCGUCUGGAGAGUUAUUGUGGCACUCUUCGGCUUCGUGGCUUGUGUAAUGGUUGUGGUGGGCUUCAAGGCAAAGUUCAGCGCCAUUAUGCUGGUCGUUAUCUUGAGCGUUUUCAAUCUCCUGGUUAACAACUUCUGGACUCUUCACGAACACCACCCACACAAAGAUUUCGCCAAGUAUGACUUCUUCCAAAUCCUCUCGAUUGUCGGUGGACUCCUCCUUCUAGUAAACAGCGGACCAGGCAAAUACAGCAUUGACGAGAAGAAGAAGGUCUACUAGUGACCGUGACGAAAGAAACGGGGAAUGGGGACGAAGCCAGUGGUUGGAAAAUAAGAAUCUGGGUUGCCCUGCAUUGGGCGGAGUUCAUCUUGACAGGGAAGGGAACAAUCACACGAGUUCAGUCUUUUAUAGCGAGAGAGGACGAAGAGUCUGAUCCGCCUUCUCUCAGAGCAUAGCAGUCAUCUUUCCGGCGAAUGUAAAUUUUCGAAAAGUCAUUUUACGAUUCACAUGAAGCUAUUUUUGAUGUGAUAUCACACAAGCAAGCUGACCAAAGCAACUCGAGUCCGGCUUCUAAGCCCCAGCUGAUAUCAGACAUUGAUGUCAGCCCAGAAAGUGAAGCCACUGACGGACAUUGAAAAAGCCACGGUAGCGUAUUGAGGGGCAAGUGCAGCCACCAAUCCCGGAUGUCCCGCGCUCCACAAGCGGCAGAAGCAAUUUAACCUUAAAAUGUGUAGAUCAUAUGUGGGAUGUUAGGUUCUAGAAGUCAUGAUCUAGG
Messenger RNA from Mollisia scopiformis, 1747 nucleotides. RefSeq names its product SURF4-domain-containing protein. Gene Ontology annotation, biological process: Golgi organization. The transcript has 4 exons. The record is from RefSeq and is a predicted model, not a curated record. Lineage: Eukaryota; Fungi; Ascomycota; Leotiomycetes; Helotiales; Mollisiaceae. Gene Ontology annotation, cellular component: endoplasmic reticulum; membrane; endoplasmic reticulum-Golgi intermediate compartment. Bases 340 to 1251 code for a protein of 303 amino acids.